Molecule: messenger RNA, 1026 nt
Organism: Schizophyllum commune H4-8
Lineage: Eukaryota; Fungi; Basidiomycota; Agaricomycetes; Agaricales; Schizophyllaceae
Exons: 4
Coding region: 1-1026 (341 amino acids)
Source: RefSeq, a predicted model, not a curated record
AUGCAUGCACCCCACUCACUAUCCCAGGACAUUGAUGAUCUGGCAGGUGCUCCCUGGACGGAGGAGGAGGAGGAGUUAGUGAGGCGGGUCGAACGUGAAGCUCUCAGAUCGUCAUCAGAGGAGGUGGAGAGGUUGGCCAAUGAGCCUUGGACGGAGGAGGAGGAAGCGGAGGUGCGCCGGAUUGAGCAGAAAGCUGCGAGGUCCUCCUCCGCGGAGGUAGAGGCGCUCGCCAACGCACCUUGGUCGGCAGAGGAGGAAGAGGCGGUGAGGAUGGUGGAGAUGCGUGCCAUGGGCGCGCCAGGUGGAGAGACUCCCAACAAGGAGGGGGCAGUACUCGGUAUUCCGCAAAGGAACAUCACGCCCUCUCCACCACCUCGCCUAUGUCCUCCCAAGCGCAGGCUGGCAGAAGCCAUCUUCCUCGAUGGAUUGGAGGAUGCCGGUGCUGGCGACGACUUCGGAGGGGCGCUCAAGCGUAUCAAGCGGUGGAGCUCACCCACCAGGGCGACCUCUGAGGAGGCGAGCUCGAUGGCGAUACAGCCGGAAAUUGUCCAGCCCGACGUGGGUUCACCCUCGGGAUCCUUACAUGUUCCUGCUCAUUCUCCCCAACCAGGCGAGGACGAUGUCCAUCACACCAACAUCUACAUUAACAACCCCUUCCUGGAUGUGCAAGCCAUCCAUUCCGGUGAGGAAACAUCGAGUGGUGAGGAGGACGAAGGGGCCUGCUACGGAGAACACGGUAACCAAGACGGGUUUCUGACAUCGUCGCCUUCCGAAGUUGCUGAGGUGGACGGCGCGCGAUGGGCGGGCCUGUUAUCUCAAAAUCUUCCGAAUGGGCCUCAGUUCAUGCUACCCCCUAUACGUAGCGGCGGACUUGGUGGGGCGCGCAUCCUGCGAAUGGUCAAGAUUGACGAUGAUGAUGUGGAGGAUGGAGAGCCAAGCAGCGGCGUGGAGGAGCCCGGAGACUGCUACUCUAUUGGUAGUUUCGUUGUUAGCGACCAUGACGAGGCUAGCGACGCAACGGCUUAG